AUGACCGAGGACACAUAUGAUGAUAACACGUCCAUAUUAGAGAACGUGUAUGCGCUCAAAAGUUCGUUUGUAGACUCUCAACAGUCCACCAAUACCAUCAGAAUCUCGCCAGAUGGAUUGAAGCUAGCGACAUGUUCGUCAGAUGGGUCGGUACGAAUAUACGGAGAUAUCCUCAGUAAAGACGGCAGCCCUCCUAAACUAGUGACCACACUUUUAGGACAUUCCAAGGGUGUCUCUUGUAUAGAAUUCUCCCCCGUGAACUCCAAUAUCAUUGCGUCUUGUUCUGAUGAUUUAACUAUUAGAAUAUGGUCAAUCUCGAAGCUGAAGUGUGUCAAGAUUUUACAGAAGCACACUUACCACAUAACCACCAUUAAAUUCAAUUCUAAGGGUAAUUUGUUGAUUCUGGGAUCUGCAGAUGAAAAUAUCACGAUCUGGGACGUACUGAACUCGAAACCAAUUAAAACGCUUGCGGCCCAUUCAGAUCCAAUUUCUUCUAUAGCACUUACCCCGGAUAAUUCGAUAAUUGUUAGUGCUUCGUACGAUGGGUUGAUGAGACUAUUCGACACAGAACUGGGCCAAUGUCUUAAGACUUUGACCUACAAUAGCUCUUCCUACGGGACAGCUACAGCCCUGACCAACGACGUGGUUAAUGUGCCCAUAACCAAUGUAGAAUGUACGCCAAAUGGGAAAUACAUUCUCAGCUCUAGUCUUGAUGGUACCAUCAGGCUAUGGAACUACAUGGACAACAAGGUUGUGAAGACGUACGUUGGUGUAGAUGGAGGGAAGGUGUGUGAGAAAUUUAGUUGUGGAGCAAAGUUUAUAACUGGCAGCUCUCACCCUAACCCAUUAAUUGCAUCUGGUAGCGACUCUUCAGGAGUUUUGAUAUGGGAUGUUCAGUCAAAAAGGAUUAUAAGCCGAUUGGACACCCCCUCGGAGGAAAGCAAUUCCAACCCCAGCACAGUAUUGGAUAUAGAUGUGUACGACCAAGGUAAAAUAUUGGUCUGUUGUACAAGAGAUGGGACAGUCCAAGUUUACGAAAUGAUAUAA
Messenger RNA from Dujonia railenensis, 1047 nucleotides. NCBI's taxonomy places the organism in Eukaryota, Fungi, Ascomycota, Pichiomycetes, Serinales, Debaryomycetaceae. The record is from the annotation of a GenBank genome assembly.